AUGAAGGAAGACUGGAUCGAAGACGAGUGUAAUCAUGUGGAGAUGGAGCUGAGCCUCUUGGAAGCAAGGAGGGAAAUUAAAGAACUCAAGCAAGGUAUUGAGAGCAUGAAGAAGAGCUUGGCUGAGAAAGACAAAAAAUUUCAGAAAUACUUCCUAGAAGUAAGCAUUGAAAACAAGAAACUGGAAUCUUUGGUGUCGAGCAUGGAGAUGGCCCUGAAGAGCUCUGUGAGAGAUGAGCAGCGCCCAGAGUACACAUGUGACUCUGAGGGGAAGCCGUUGUGUACCACGAUGCCAGACAGCCCCACCACAGAGGACCAAGCUCUGGAGGAGCUGGCAGGUAGUGGGCUGUUUCUUCAUGAGGACACAGCUAACGGGACUGAUUUAUUUGAAGAGAGUUUGACCACCACAACCUCUGAGUUGAGUGAUUCAGCUCCCUCCAAUUCUGUUGUGAAUCAAGAGAUGCUUGAAAAUGUUCUGGGUGAGAAACUAACUUUGUCCCAGGAGGAGGAGGAGAAAGUCAGAAACAUGAUGGUGGAGCAGACCAUCCAGACUGAUGUGGUGCCAUAUAGCCUAGAAGGGGAGCAGUUCAUUCAAAACAUGUCCAGAGCUCAGAGCUCAAGAUGCCUGUCCUCUAAGCCCGCCUUCUUCCCUGAAGGAAUUGGGUCAAUUUCUCUUGAAAGCCUCAGUGAUUCUGGUAUCGUAGUGGACUUAACUCCAGGUGAGCCAAACUCUACCAUCCUUUUGUCUCCUGUGACACCUCCAUGCAGGAAGGUGGAGCACGGAGUUAAUGAAAACCAUUUUGUGAAAGAACUUGAUUUUACAGAACCUCACGAUGAUGAAGUCUUUGGGUACGUCAAUACUGUUUCUCAGACAGGAAUAAAGAAGACAUACUGGAGCAGCAGACUCGCCAGCGAUCUGGCUGUAGCAGCCCCUGUUAAGACUCUCGGGCUGCAGCAGGCACCCAGACAUCACAGAGAUAAUAGAGGAUCCCGAAAAGAAGCCAGCAAGUUACAAAGGAGGAAUGGGCAAGUAAAAGAUCUCCUGAAAGUGGGACGCCAACUGUUAAAGGGAGAUUCUCGCCUCAGGAUGCCUGCAACCUCAAGCUCAGCCUUGCGCGUGGUCCGUGAGAAAGCCACGGCUCCAACUGCAAAUCUGAGGAUUAAAACCAAUUUUAGCUCUUCAAGCAACACAGGCUGUACCUCAGUGCCUGAAGCCCAUGUGUCGGCUGCUGGAAGCAAAAGGUCUUUUUCUCACAAUUGUGGCCUUCAUGGUCAGAAUAAUGGAUCCUUAUCCAACAAGUCCAGACCCAGCCCACCUGCUUCCCGUGAAAAGGCCCCUUUGUCAACACUGAGCAAAACCCAGCCGAGUCCUGCGAACACCCGUCAGAAUUAUGGGGCUUCUUUAGCCAGCAGAAGCAACUCAGGCUCAAACAAAGGAAGUGACAGCAGCCAAGUGACGAGGCGAUCAGGGAAAUCUAUUUCUUGUGGUCACAACUGCAGCACUAAGCCAGAAAAUCCGGAGCGGUAUUUGACUCCUCUGCAGCAGAAAGAAGUUACAAUACGGCAUUUGAAAAAAAAGCUGAAGGAAUCCGAGUGCAAAGUUACAGAAAGGGAAAGAGAAAUCGAAAAGCUCAAAGCUCAGGUGGAACGUAUGAAGGAAGACUGGAUCGAAGACGAGUGUAAUCAUGUGGAGAUGGAGCUGAGCCUCUUGGAAGCAAGGAGGGAAAUUAAAGAACUCAAGCAAGGUAUUGAGAGCAUGAAGAAGAGCUUGGCUGAGAAAGACAAAAAAUUUCAGAAAUACUUCCUAGACGUAAGCAUUGAACACAAGAAACUGGAAUCUUUGGUGUCGAGCAUGGAGAUGGCCCUGAAGAGCUCUGUGAGAGAUGAGCAGCGCCCAGAGUACACAUGUGACUCUGAGGGGAAGCCGUUGUGUACCACGAUGCCAGACAGCCCCACCACAGAGGACCAAGCUCUGGAGGAGCUGGCAGGUAGUGGGCUGUUUCUUCAUGAGGACACAGCUAACGGGACUGAUUUAUUUGAAGAGAGUUUGACCACCACAACCUCUGAGUUGAGUGAUUCAGCUCCCUCCAAUUCUAUUGUGAAUCAAGAGAUGCUUGAAAAUGUUCUGGGUGAGAAACUAACUUUGUCCCAGGAGGAGGAGGAGAAAGUCAGAAACAUGAUGGUGGAGCAGACCAUCCAGACUGAUGUGGUGCCAUAUAGCCUAGAAGGGGAGCAGUUCAUUCAAAACAUGUUCGAGCUCAGAGCUCAAGAUGCCUGUCCUCUAAGCCCGCCUUCUUCCCUGAAGGAAUUGGGUCAAUUUCUUGAAAGCCUCAGUGAUUCUGGUAUCGUAGUGGACUUAACUCCAGGUGAGCCAAACUCUACCAUCCUUUUGUCUCCUGUGACACCUCCAUGCAGGAAGGUGGAGCACGGAGUUAAUGAAAACCAUUUUGUGAAAGAACUUGAUUUUACAGAACCUCACGAUGAUGAAGUCUUUGGGUACGUCAAUACUAUUUCUCAGACAGGAAUAAAGAAGACAUACUGGAGCAGCAGACUCGCCAGCGAUCUGGCUGUAGCAGCCCCUGUUGUACCAACUAUCAUGCGGGCUUUCAGUACUCAUGGAGCAGGAACAGAUCUCAUUUACAGUACUGGAGCGUUGUUUUGCAGUUCUGUCCUAGUCCACCGUUUUGCUCUUGACUAUUUGAUUUGCCCUAUAAAUCGGUUUGAAAACAUGUUACUUGUUUCAGAAUGGAAAAGGUAA
Phalacrocorax carbo (great cormorant) is the source of this 2757-nucleotide messenger RNA. The record is from RefSeq and is a predicted model, not a curated record. NCBI's taxonomy places the organism in Eukaryota, Metazoa, Chordata, Aves, Suliformes, Phalacrocoracidae.